Molecule: messenger RNA, 4346 nt
Organism: Alligator sinensis (Chinese alligator)
Lineage: Eukaryota; Metazoa; Chordata; Crocodylia; Alligatoridae
Gene: HDAC9
Product: histone deacetylase 9
Exons: 13
Coding region: 193-2040 (615 amino acids)
Biological process (GO): chromatin organization
Cellular component (GO): histone deacetylase complex
Molecular function (GO): histone deacetylase activity
Source: RefSeq, a predicted model, not a curated record
AGGUUGAUGAACUACAAAUCCUAAAACAUUGUAAGAAGCUUCUAUGAAAAUUUGCAUAGAGUGGUUAAUUUGAGCUCCUUAAAGUAAAGGAUUGCAUCCUCAGAUUUGCGUUUGAUUAUGAGCUUCAAUAUCUGAACUACUGCAUCUAAUAUCUGGUCUUAUCCUGUCAGCAAUUUUAUCUUUCCAUCAACAAUGAGUUCCACAACACAGCCAGAUGGGGUUUCUGGACGUGAACAGCUCUUGGCUCAGCAAAGAAUGCACAGUAUGAUCAGCUCAGUGGAUGUAAAGUCAGAGGUGCCUGUGGGAUUGGAGCCUAUCACACCAUUAGACUUGCGAACUGAUCUCAGGAUGAUGGUUCCCAUGGUAGACCCAAUUAUGCGUGAAAAGCAGCUACAACAAGAGCUACUUUUGAUCCAGCAGCAGCAGCAAAUUCAGAAACAGUUGCUGAUUGCGGAGUUUCAGAAACAGCAUGAAAAACUGACCCGGCAACACCAGGCUCAGCUCCAGGAGCACAUAAAGUUACAACAGGAACUCCUAGCCAUUAAACAACAACAAGAACUCAUUGAAAAAGAGCAGAAAUUGGAGCAACAGAGACAAGAACAGGAAUUGGAGAGGCAUCGACGGGAACAGCAGCUUCCUCCUCUCAGAGGCAAAGAAAGAGGCCGAGAAAGGGCAGUGGCUAGUACAGAAGUAAAGCAAAAACUUCAAGAGUUCCUUUUGAGUAAAUCAGCAACAAAAGACUCUCCAGCUAAUGGGAAGAAUCAUUCCAUGAGCCGCCACCCCAAGCUCUGGUACACGGCUGCUCACCAUACCUCACUGGAUCAAAGCUCUCCACCCCUGAGUGGGGCCUCUCCACCAUACAAAUACACGUUACUAGGAGCACAGGAUGCCAAGGAUGAUUUUCCACUUCGAAAAACGGCCUCAGAGCCCAACUUGAAGGUGCGUUCCAGAUUAAAACAGAAGGUGACAGAAAGGAGAAGUAGCCCCUUACUGAGGAGGAAGGAUGGAAAUGUUGUCAGCUCAUUCAAGAAGAGACUGUUUGAGGUGACAGAGUCCUCAGUCAGUAGCAGUUCUCCAGGAUCAGGUCCAAGCUCACCAAGCAAUGGCCCUACUGGAAGUGUAAUGGAAAAUGAAACAUCAGUUUUGCCACCUAAUUCUCAAGCUGAGCCUCUGGUUUCACAACAGCACAUUCUGAUUGGUGAGGAAUCGAUGAAUCUGUUGAGCCUGUAUACAUCCCCAUCUUUGCCCAACAUUACCUUGGGACUUCCAGCAGUACAAUCCCAUAUCAGUGCUUCAUCUUCACUCAAAGAAAAACAGAAGUGUGAGACACAGACACUCAGGCAGGGAGUGACUCUGCCUGCACAGUACGGAGGAAGCAUCCCUCCAUCUUCAGCUCAUCCUCAUGUUGCUCUAGAGGGAAAGCCUAACAGCAGCCACCAGGCUCUCCUGCAACAUUUGUUAUUGAAAGAACAAAUGAGACAACAGAAGCUUCUUGUGACUGGAGGGGUUCCUCUCCAUCCACAGUCUCCUUUAGCAACAAAGGAGAGAGUCUCACCCGGUACAAGGGCUGCCCACAAGUUGCCUCGUCAUAGACCACUGAAUCGAACCCAGUCAGCUCCUCUGCCUCAAAGUACAUUGGCCCAGCUGGUCAUUCAGCAGCAGCACCAGCAGUUUUUGGAGAAGCAAAAACAGUACCAGCAGCAGAUCCACAUGAAUAAAAUGCUCUCUAAAUCAAUUGAACAGCUAAAGCAGCCUGGCAGUCAACUAGAAGAAGCUGAAGAGGAGCUUCAUGGAGAUCCUGUAAUGCAGGAAGAAGGAGCUCCCUCUAGUGGUAACAGCAUUAGGGAUGACAGCAGCAGUAUUUGUGUGGAUGACAGAAUAGGACAGCAGGUGGGGGCUGUGAAAGUGAAAGAAGAACCACUGGACAGUGAUGACGAUAUUCAAACCCAGCAAAUGGAAUCUGGGGAGCAAGCUGCUUUUAUGCAACAGGUAAUAGGCAAAGAUUUAGCUCCAGGAUUUGUAAUUAAGGUUAUUAUCUGAAUGUCAUAUAUACAUUUUUAGGCCUUGAUAAGAAAUUUUCUUUCAGUUCACAGAUCUAGCUAAUCUCAUUUUAUCAUUCGAAGAAUCAAAGGUGGAUGUGUUUUUAUGCACACUUAAAACAUAGUCAAACUCAUACUAAGGCCACUGAUUAAAAAAAUACCUGUUGCACUCAAUUAUGCUAUCUGAAUCUUUGCAUAAUAAAUAGGAUUUGUAUUAGCCCUGAACUGUAUUACAUCAGUUAGUUGUAGUGAAAUGAAACUCGUUAUAUUAACUAGUUUGCUGAGAUCAGUGAUUGUUGGAAUCAGUUUCCAGAUCUGAUCAAUGAAACGUUCACUCGGUCUUUCUGUUUCUGAAUUCUUCUGACAUGUCACGACUUUUGCUUUCACAAUUCUGUAUAUAAUGUAUCAUACUGUAGUCUUGAACACUGUUAAGAGUAGGGUAUUUUUCCCCAUUAGACAGGUACUGGCUACAAUACCAGUAGUCCUAGGUUUGUGUACAAAGUAUGAUUUAGAAGAUAAUAGAAAUAUAAGGUGGAUGUAAAGAUGCAAGGCAAGGCAUGGAAUUAUUUAAAAAUCGUUUCCCUUUUGCACUGCUAAGUUUAUUUUUCUUUUUGUCUUAUUUGAUGAUACUAUUGACAAAGAGGUCCUCAAAUGAAGCAGAUGCAAAUAUCGGCACGGAAUGAUAGCCAGCAUUAUGUUCCAAACAGAUACUUGGGUAUAUCUGAAAAUGCAGGGGACAAAAAACCCCAGAACUAUCAUUAUUAUCUGAUAUCCAAUCUCAUGUUUAUUUUUUUAAAUAAAGAUUAAUCUUACAAAAUUAUAUAAUUUUUAUCACUAGGGUUUCAUUGUCAUUCUGAAUAAUGACUAACUGUGUAAGAUGCCAACCUGGCAAAAGGAAAAUCAAAUUACUACAGAGUAUUUUAUAAGUUGCUAAAAAAAUAAAUGCAUUUGUACAGUGCGUACCUUCAGAAAGACGGUGCACUUUGUUGCUGUAAAAUCAGAGUAGCUCUGAAUGCAAAAGAAGGCACUGUUUAUUUAAGUCAAUACUUUGUCAGGUCCCUGCUGUUCUCCUGCAGAAAAGUGAUUCUGUACGGGUGAAACAGGAAAUGCCUUAUGGAAACAGGAAGCCCAAGUGAUUCAUGUACAGAGGAAUGUAAAGGGGGGUGGGGAGUUUGGGGUGGAUAGUGUUCUACUCUCUGUUUUUAAAGGGCAGUCUAUGAAUUGAUUUAUUGUCAAAGAAAAUAACAAAGCGAGUAGGGAAAUUGUUAAGGAAGCUUUCCAGUGAAACAUUUCCUUCAUAUUCCCUUCUGAUAUGUUUACCUUGUUUUAUAGGUUUACUUUUGUUAAACUAGUUAAAGAUUCAUUGUAUUAAGACCCCUUUAAUAUGGAUAAUCCAAAACUGACCUGGAAUCCUUGUCAGUUUUUUUUUUUCUAUUAAAAAUAUUUAUAUUUCUAAAGCUAAGGUAUUUUGAGGUACAGUAUCCUGUUUCAAAAGAGAUAGCUGUUUUGCCAAAUGUAGAAGUUGUUCUAAUAUAUAUUAUUAGCAUGUCAUGUUUACAUUUUGCUUUAAUAUUAUCAGUCUCUUAUAAAAUGUUGCAACUUCUAAAGAUACAUUAUCCUUUUUCUUAAAACAUCUCCAAAUAAUUCAAAUAACUAAAUAGCUGCUAAAACAAGAAAAGGCCUCCUGAAACCUUGCCAUCAGCUUUGAUAACAGAAAUGUGUUUUGCAUAAUAUAUUAAGAAUAGAAAUAAAUCUCUCUCCCUCUUACACAGAAAGAGGAGAUAAAGUAGCAUGUACAUUCAAAAAUAUGAAACAGAAAAAUAUGAAACAGAUAAAGGUAAAAAUGUGUAUUUUUCCAUCAUAUGUUUCAUUGCUUGAAAAGCCUAAUUUUAGUGUUGCCAAAAAGGGAUAGUGCAUCUUUUAAAAUACAUUUUAUUUGGGGAAGAACUUGUAGUUGAGCAGACUUUUGUACAAGAUCAAAGACACAAGUAACGACACACCAUAGGAGAUAUUUUUAUAAUAUUGUUCAGGAGAAAGUUACCCCAGUACAGCCAGUGGACUUUAAUUAUAUUCAAAUUUGAUAGCCUCUGAAUUUAAUCAAGAAACUACCUGGAACCAGUGAAAAGGAAAACUGGGUUUAAACCACCAUAUUUCUAGUUGAUAAUUGUCUCUUAAAUCUACUGUAUUUAUUAUAAUUUACACCCAUGAAGGUGAUCUCCUGUUUUCUGAUGUAAAUAUAUUCUGUUUGUAUGUUCCCUUUUUUGCCUUCUGAUAUAAGUCUAUUCCUUUCUCAAAUAAAGUUUUUUU